Vollenhovia emeryi is the source of this 3739-nucleotide messenger RNA. RefSeq lists its product as uncharacterized. The record is from RefSeq and is a predicted model, not a curated record. The transcript is spliced from 4 exons. The coding region runs from base 701 to 1174 and encodes 157 amino acids. NCBI's taxonomy places the organism in Eukaryota, Metazoa, Arthropoda, Insecta, Hymenoptera, Formicidae.
UGCUCGCCGCUCGCGAUUCGAAACAUCGGAAGGUCGUGUUUGUCAUCACGAGAUUCACGAGUGCUCAUACGAAAAGACUAUGUACAGGUGAACAGUGCGGCAGAGGAUAUACAAGCAGGACACUUUCAGUUGUCGGUUAACAUCGUAACGGCUCGCAACGAUUAAAACGGCUCUAUUACUUUAAUCGUGAUCCAGGUAAUAUCGAUACGAAAGUGAAAUCUUGUUGCGUAAGAGACAAUAAAACAUACUCGGUCUAACGCGAUGCGCGUAUUCACAAAGAAAAUUAAGAAACCGUAACAAUAACUUGUCGCGAACGGAAUAUUUUCCCUCGAAUAUUCAUCUGUAAAUAACAGCGUGGACCCUAAGAUUACAUUGUUCUUGCCGAUAUACAGUUAUCUGUGACAGCAAAUGCCGCACGCGAGUGCUCUCCACGCGAUUUAAACGAAAAGUCUCGGUAAAUUUGCAAAGUGCGGAGAAUUUCUUGAUUUCAGUACAGUUACGAACGCUCGGUUUUUUCUCUCUCUCUAUUUUAAACAAUGCAAACGGAACAAAGUGACGACGUGGGCAACAAAUGGGUCAAACAUUGGUGAUCAGAGGUCGCUUUAACUGCGGGGAUCUCGAUCUUUACUAUUGUGACAGUGGAAACUUGAUCGAGGGAUUUGCUGAGAGAUCGAGAACGACAAUCACUGAAUAAAAAGACAUGGCACUGACGUUAGCGCUACCUUUAUCCGGUCUAAACCCAGAACAAUUUUCAACGCUGCGCCUGAAGCUUCUUAAUAUUGAACGCGAACAGAACUUGAGGAACAUGUGCGAUUCUGGGCGGACUUCUCCAAGUGCCGGAAGCGAGUCGAGCGGCAUCAGCAGUCUCGCAACGUCCGCCGAAUCGACGUCAGUCGAAUUAACACCGAUCUCAUCGAGAUCAGAGAGUCCCACUAGAACACCGUGCAAGAGCCAGGGGAAGACAACUGCACCAUUUCGUAUAAUGUAUGGAAACCGCAAUAUACUGAACUUGGCAGCGAACGUCAGGCCGCCGUUAGACUGGCAGAUGAAAGACUUUGAUCGAAUGAGUCGCUACCAGCGUGAACGGUCUGCUACCAAGGAUGGAACUGUACGUACGAUGACGUCUUACGAAAGUUUGCCGCCAAUGUGGAUUUUGCGAGCCGUUAGCCACUAAAAACUUUUGAUGCCGACUUAACGAAACGAAACGAUUAACGACAACACGUCCAGCGUCGUGGACAACUGAACUGAUAGACUGGAUAGCGGCAGCCGGAUGGAGACGUAUCGUUAAUCGAGGAACAUAUGGAGAUAUGAAACUAAUAUAUCUAAAUUGGGACCCGACAUCUGCAGUGCGAUACGUGAAUAUUGAAACAAUUAAAAUAUUCGCGUAAAUCGAUAAUUUAAUUGGUUGAAUUCGUCUAGAGAAAAAUAUCUAGAAUCUAGAUUAUUUAAGCGGUAUACGUUCCCUUGCCGGAUACGGGCUGCAGUGAUCAUUAGCUCUCCCGAGUUGUAAUGUCGUGAGACGUGGUGAAAUUAUGGUCAGCCAAUAAGUUUUGCAUCGCGGAAUGCGAACAAUUGACGGUCAUUCAACGUCUCCGGUGUCUAUAUCUAUCUUACUGUUAGACACCGGAUACAUUUUUACAAUCCACUGUGUAUGGUUUUACAAUCUUAUGUGAUACGGUGCAGGACUAAUUCUCCGCUAAAGUAAAUACACCAUAUCUCGCGCGACACCUUUUCUACUUUCAACUAUAUGUAUAGCGCAUAUGUAUCUGUAUUGUAAUUGUAUUCGGACGAAUAACGAUGUCGCGCGUAAGAGUAUCGGUACCUUACAAGAUUUGUCCGAGCAUCGUGUGACUGUCGUCGGACGCGUCGAACAAUAUCGGAUUUUUAACGCACGAUAUGACGAUCUGCAAACAGACUCAACGUUUAACUAGAAAAAAGACCGCAGGUUUACAACUCGCAGUCGUGUAUAUGUGUGUGUGUGUAUGUUGGUAUGUGUAUGAAAAGUCGCGCGUCACCCAAUGACUUUUCUUCAUGCACAAACAUAUUCAUUUGAAGACAGACCUCCUUAUCCCCUAUCGUCAAGAUUGUCAUCAUCAUCGACAAUUAUCGUAACAUUUUUUUCUUUACGGUAACUAUAAACGAAUGCCGUUGCAUUUCGUAGAACACCGUUAUCGAGUGACAUACCGAUAGACGUAUCGUGUUUCACAGGUAGUAUCACGAACGAUCGGCAAUUUCUCAAAUCGGCCGAAAAUCAGUCCUUACAUUUUCGCGGUAAAUGUAGUACCUGCUCGUAGGAUAUAAAUACGUAUUUCUACGACGGCAUUGCAUAUAUAUCUUGACCAUUGUUUAUGACUACAUGAUAAACAAUAUUUUAUAUAUCUCAAUGUUGCGUUCCUCAAUCGUGCUUUUACGUUAUUAGAUAAAAUAAUUGGAAGAUGUUCGCGGAAAAAUAUGGGAAUAACUUGAGUGUGCAGCGUUCUCCCUCGGCGUAGCGUCGCGUACGAUCGGCUUUUAUAAAAAGAGGUGGGGCAACUCUUUUCCCUAAGUUGAGCAUUCCGUCGCGGUACGACAUCGGCGCGGGCUUCCUGGCGGCGAUACUCGAGCCAGGCCGAAGAUGCGAACGCUUCGGCGAAUUAGCGCGUAAAUUCGCGCGAAAGGCAUUAGUGCCGUUUCACGAGCCGCACGAGGGGGUUGAUCGCUCGGACCCUCGUGCUUCUGCAUUGUUUCAGCUCGAGCGUAACACCCGGCGUGGCGCUGUGUGGCCGGUUCGAUCCACAAUCCCGCCCGAAACACUCACACCCCUAACGAAAGGGACCGCGCAACACGCGCGCAUUACUCCGAUCCUCGCCGACGCACACGCAUAUACACGUAGCCAGAAAAAAUGAACCAAUUGCUGAGGAGAGAGAGAGAGAGAGAAAAUUUACCGUAAGAAAUUUAUACAGAAACAGCAGUCUCUUACAUGCAACGACAUUUUUCCCCAGUUUUGCUGCGAUGCACGAGAUUAUUUUAGGCACGAGCCCAUUGUUCAUUAUAAUAAUUACAAAUUAAAUGCUAAUAUUAUGCCAAAUUGCUUCUCAUUUAAUAAGCGACAUUAAGAACGAUAUUUCCUGUCCGCCGAUUUUUCGCCCUUGGGCCUCGAUAUUUACUAAAUCCGUCACUGGUAUGCGCGUUUAUAUCGCUUGUAUGUAUUCCGCGGGGUGUGCGGGAACCUUUCAUCAGGCUGCACGCGUGCGUGUACAUACGUACACCGGUGCACGCGCGCGCCUGGAAGCGCCCCGUCCGUGCGUGCACGCGCGGAUGCGUGGGUGCGUGCAACGCGCGAGAGAUGCGCAGGACGACUAUUCAGAUAUUGUUGUUAUUGUUGAGGGAACAAUCGCCCGUCAAUAGGCCGCCUCGGCACAAUGUAUCUAUUCAGGUGCGGUCAGCGGUGCUCAAUCGAUCAGGAUCCACCCUUCGCGAGUGACGAAAAAGCACCGCGGAGACCGGCGGAGAGACCUGUCGUCAGUUUCGCGGUGUACAUCGCGGAAUUCUUCACGUGCAAAAGUCCCAACUCUUAACUUAACUCGUGCGCCUGCCUAUGCAUGGAGACAAUAGGCCUUCUUAUUUUCUUCGUGCCUUAGCAGAACCAAACGAAAGCGAUCCCGAGUGGCCUGUGCGUUUCCACUUGUAGGGCAUGUGCAAAAUAUUUUAUAUCUUUACGUACUUAUAAGGAGCAAAAUAAAAUUGUCAAAUUGAUUGC